Closterium sp. NIES-65 is the source of this 1902-nucleotide messenger RNA. The record is from the annotation of a GenBank genome assembly. Lineage: Eukaryota; Viridiplantae; Streptophyta; Zygnematophyceae; Desmidiales; Closteriaceae.
AUGGUGGUCCCGCGAAGCGCGGAGCAGGCGGUGAAUCAGGGGCUGGAGCUGUACAAGAAAGGGCGGGUUCGCGACGCGCUGAGGCGGUUCGAGAUGGCUCUCGAGAUGAAACCGUCUGAGGAAGAGGCGCAGGCGGCGCUCUACAAUAAGGCGUGCUGCCAUGCUUUCAGGGAGGAGGGCGCGCAGGCGCAGGAGGCGCUGCGCGACGCUCUGCGGUACGGGCUGCAGUUCAGCGUGAUUCUCAGCGACCCGGACAUGGCGGCGUUCCGCGCCAUGCCUGAAUUUAGAGCUCUUCAAGAGGAGGCAAGGAAGGGCGGCGAGGAAGUGGGCGGCAAGUUUCGGCGGGACUUGAAGUUGAUAGCAGAGGUGCAGGCGCCGUUCAGAGGCGUGAGGAGGUUCCUGUACGUGGCGCUGGGCAUGGCUGCUGGCAUCGCCACCGUCAUCACCAUCCCGCGGUUCAUCCUGGCCGUCCAAGGAGGGGUGGAUGCCCCGGAUCUGCUCACCACUGGUGGCAACCUGGCCAUUGAUCUGGGAGGCGGGGCGGCGAUGGUGGGGCUGUACCUAUGGGAGCAGCGGCGUGAGGAGGAGCAGAUGGGACGCGUGUCACGUGACGAGACGCUCUCCCGCCUGCCUCUCCGGUUGCAGUCGGGCAAGGUGGUGGAGCUGGUGCAGCUCAGAGGAACAACGCGCCCGGUGAGUGAGAGAAGGGAAGCGGUUGCUUGGGUGGGGGUGUUCAGGCUCCUCUGCGUGCCCCUCAGGCUGCAGUCGGGCAAUGAGUCGCAGUCGGCUGCAGUCGGCCAAGGUGGUGGAGCUGGUGCAGCUGAGCUGAGGAGAACCACACGGCUGUCGAGCAAGGUGGUGGAGCUGGUGCAGCUCAGGGGAACCAUGCGCCUAGUGAGGAACCAGCUCGGGGACUGGAGCUGCAGUCCCAGCGUGGGGACUGGAGCUGCAGUCCCAGCGUGGGGACUGGAGCUGCAGUCCCAGCGUGGGGACUGGAGCUGCAGUCCCAGCGUGGGGACUGGAGCUGCAGUCCCAGCUUGGGGACUGGAGCUGCAGUCCCAGCGUGGGGACUGGAGCUGCAGUCCCAGCGUGGGGACUGGAGCUGCAGUCCCAGCGUGGGGACUGGAGCUGCAGUCCCAGCUUGGGGACUGGAGCUGCAGUCCCAGCGUGGGGACUGGAGCUGCAGUCCCAGCUUGGGGACUGGAGCUGCAGUCCCAGUGUGGGGACUGGAGCUGCAGUCCCAGCGUGGGGACUGGAGCUGCAGUCCCAGUGUGGGGACUGGAGCUGCAGUCCCAGCGUGGGGACUGGAGCUGCAGUCCCAGCUUGGGGACUGGAGCUGCAGUCCCAGCGUGGGGACUGGAGCUGCAGUCCCAGCGCGAUGAAGCGCGCGGAGGAGAGUCACUUAUGAGAAUUCUUGAUCGUGCUGUGUGCGUGCAGGUGAUUCUGUCGGGGCGAAAGGAGGCGGUGCAGCAGGCAAUGAAGCGUGCAGAGGGGUACCGCAAGCAGCUGCAGGAGCGGGGGGUGCUGCUGGUGCCCGUGCUGCAGAGCAAGGGCGGAGGGGUGCUGGCAGAGAGCAAGAAGAAGGGCUUUGCUGCCGUGAAGAAGCCUGCUGCCACUCUGGAGUCGCUGGAGGAGUUUGAGGAGAAGGCGAGGGAGGCGGCGGCAAAGAGAGUGGCGGAGGCGGACCGACGACUCAAGGCUGAAGUGGUGUCGCCGGGGGAGUGGGACCAAUGGGUGCGGUCACAGCAGAAGGCGGAGAAGGUAGCGGAGGGCACUGAUGCCUUCAUCGUUCUGCGGCUGGACGGCCGAGUGCGCAAGUCAGGCACGGGCAUGCCUGACUGGGCGGAUCUUAUCAACGAGCUGCCUCCUCUCGACAGCCUAGUCAGCAAGCUUGAGCGCUGA